Molecule: messenger RNA, 1177 nt
Organism: Populus nigra (black poplar)
Lineage: Eukaryota; Viridiplantae; Streptophyta; Magnoliopsida; Malpighiales; Salicaceae
Product: bidirectional sugar transporter SWEET16-like
Exons: 6
Coding region: 170-1051 (293 amino acids)
Biological process (GO): carbohydrate transport
Cellular component (GO): membrane
Molecular function (GO): sugar transmembrane transporter activity
Source: RefSeq, a predicted model, not a curated record
UCACAUUGGGUGAAAACGUGGCAAGAUUCUUGAGAUUAACAGUUAAAGGCAAGAUAGUGCAGUUAAUCAAAGGUAGAAAUAUAUCCACCUUAUAUUCAUCAGCCACAUUUUCUCCUUGUCUGAUCUCUUCAUUCCUUCAACAACCUUUCUAGCUUACACUGCCCUAGUCAUGGCUAAAAUAAGCUUCUUUAUCGGCAUCGUUGGUAAUAUCAUUUCUCUACUGGUUUUCACUUCUCCCAUAAAGACUUUUUGGAAGGUGGUGAAAAGGAAAUCAACCGAGAAUUACAAGGGGGCUCCAUACAUAACUACACUGCUGAGCACAAGUCUAUGGACAUUCUAUGGACUUCUCAAGCCAGAUAUUCUUGUUGUAACCGUGAAUGGUGCUGGCGCCAUCUUUCAACUCACCUAUGUCUCUCUCUUUCUCAUGUACGCUCCGAAGGACAAGAAGAUUAAGACGGCAAAGCUGGUGGCCAUAUUGAAUGCUGGUUUUCUUGGAGUGGUAAUUGCAAUAACUCUUCUAGCUAUGCAUGGAAGUUUGCAAACUACAUUUGUUGGGGUUUUAUGUGCUGCGUUAACCAUUGGCAUGUACGCAGCACCCCUUUCAGCUAUGAAAAGAGUGAUGAGGACCAAGAGUGUGCAGUACAUGCCGUUUUUUCUCUCAUUUUUCCUCUUCCUAAACGGAGGUGUUUGGUCUGUUUAUGCCGUGCUUGUCAAAGACUAUUACAUUGGAGUGCCGAAUGUUGUUGGUUUUGUACUGGGGUCAGCCCAAUUGAUCCUUUACAUAAUCUACAGGAAUAAGUCAGCAGCUAUGAUCGAAGAAAAAGGCCCAGUCCACAUCGAGGCGAAGGAAGGCGUCGAGAUGCAUGCGAAGGGUGAUAAUGAUGAGGAAGCUGGCAAUCUGAAGAGCAGAAGCCUAGCUGAGGGAAAGACCAAGAGCCUGCCAAAGCCAUCGGUUGAUAGGCAACACAGCUUGCAAAAGCUCACCAAGACACUCUCUAUAGGUGCUUAUGAGUUAUUGCAACACUCAAGCUGGGCUAAUGAUGCCGUUUGAUAUCUAUCUAGAAUUGUGAGAAAAUUGAAGGUCACUCUUGAUGAUGAUGGCAUGUAGCCUCAUCUAUUUUCAUAAAACUACACCGUUUGGAAAACUAUUUUUAAUUCGAUGUGCAGUUUGUGCUUC